AUGCAUCUAUCAAAGAAAUGCUCCGUUUUCAGAGUGGUGCUGAGUGCUCUGCUCAUUGUGGCGCUGCUGCAGCUAAUCUACCUUUCAUUCCUGUCAAAAUUUCACGGCAAACAACAGCGGUACCGAUACUCAGAGCUUUUUGGGGGCUCGGGAUCCAAAACAAAAGCCACGCAACCUGAGAAAAACGCACGGAAGGAGCGGCUCAGGUACUCCCUUUCAACUGGUGGCAUCUUUGAUAACAGCGGCCAAUACAGGAUCUACAAAAACCUAAUAAAAAGUGAUUUCACCGCUAAUCUAAAGCCAGGAUCACAGGAUAACCCAAAUAUUCUGUCUCUAGCUACUCACACAACCCUAAACAACCUGCACCACCUGGAUUCUCUUUUGGAAAGGUGGCAAAAUCCUCUAUCAGUGGCUAUAUUUGCACAUGAUCAAGAUGUUAAAUUUUCUACAGCCUUGGUUUAUGCGCUUAGCUUUUUCUGCCCCAGAAUCCAAGCACUUGUGGACUUUCACCUGGUUUGCCUUUCUGGAGAAAUGGCCAGCUUCCCUGAACAAGACCGGGAACAUUUUGCUGGACUCAAGGACUGCUCUUCUGUGUUUAAAAGACUAGAAAAUCAUAGAGAUAAAUUCCAAAACUAUGCCAUAAGUGGGAAUAUCUCCUAUCCUAAUAACCUGCUUCGUAAUGUGGCUAGAAGUGGUACAGACUCAUCUUACAUUCUGGUUAUUGACAUUGAUAUGAUGCCAAGUUCAGAUCUCCAUCAGCAGUUUUUAGCAAUGAUCAUGGCACGUGAACCAAAUAGUGAUGAGGUUUUCGUUUUGCCCGCUUUUGAAAUUCGCCAUGAUCGUAAAAUGCCAGCCACAAAGCCAGAGUUGGUCCAGCUGUACCAGGUGGGAGAGGUAAGGCCGUUCUACGAGGAGCUGUGUCCAAGAUGCCAAGCCCCUACGAACUACUCCCAGUGGGUGAACAUCCACGUAAGGGGCAGCGCACCUCUGGAAGUGUCCUAUACUCUGACGUGGGUGGACCCUUGGGAGCCCUUUUACAUAGGUCCCCGCACUGUGCCGUUGUAUGAUGAGGGCUUCAAACAGUACGGCUUCAAUCGCAUCAGUCAGGCCUGUGAAUUACACGUGGCUGGAUACAGGUUUUCCGUUUUUUCAGCUUUUGUGGUCCAUCGAGGAUUCAAGAUUCAAGGGGAAUUUCACGCCAAAAAAGACGAAGAGAACAAACGAAAUCGGGUCCUGUUUCGUAGCUUCAAAGAGGGACUAAAAACCAAGUAUCCAUCGUCGGCACGGAGAUGCUAAAACAGAAUACGUGACCACCCUGUUGGAAAAAUGGACUUGUAUUUUUGUAGUUUUUAAAUGAAACUUCGUGACUUGCUCCUAAGGCCUCAAUUGUUCUGAUUUGGAGUCAGGAUAAAUGCACUGGCCUACAUUUUGUUCUAGUUAUAAAAGGUUGUAUUGCCAGAGCUUAAAUUAAUUAAAUAUAGCCUUAGGGGUUUUUCGGAACUUCCCUUUGGGCAAAAAUACGACAGGAAAAAAAAUUAUUAAGAAUUAAGAACCUCUCUGACUAUAAAAAAACAAAGUAAUCAAAACAUAAUACCUCGUGUGUUUUAUGAUGGGAGGGUGCGCCACCUGCUUGUCUCCAUAGAGAUGUUAUUGUUCCACAGAAUGGCAUUAUUUCGCUUUUUUUUUUUUUCCCGGAACCUUGAAAAACAUGCAUUCAGACUGUGAGCAGGUUAGUCUCCACAGAACUAACUUGUCCAUGUUGGGCCACCUGCUUGUCUGCAUCAAGAUAGAUGAGUUUAAUGCCAUACUGUGGAAAAUUACUAGGGCUGGAUAUCAUUCAGAAGCUGCCGAUAUCAUACAUACCUUGAUAUAUAGGCCACGAUACGAUACAGAUCUCGAUACAGUGCACUUUCAGUUUGAUACGAUAUGGUACAAUAAAAAAUAAAGGCUAAAUCAUGACUGUGAUACUAAAAGUCGUUGUUAAACCACUUCUUGUGCAAGUUAAUAUGAAACACUAGCCAGGCUGGUGCCACCUAGUGCCUCCGCUCAAUUUCAUUUCUCUCCAGCGACUAGUUCAGGAAUCAAAAUGCACUAAACGGUUUGCAAGAACCCCAGAAGUGCAAGUUCAGGCACCAGCCAAUCAGCGAAGAACCAUACAUUCUGUGUUGGCAACGAUUCCCACUAUCAAGGAUUUAAAGCCAGAACAAAGAGAAUGUUUGGUGAAUUUUAUCAAGCGGAAAGACGUUAUUGCUCUUCUUCCUGCAGGAUUUGGGAAAAGCUUAAUAUACCAGUUAACCCCGUUAGCGGCGCAUUACAUACGUCACAACCAAAUAGCAGUGAUUGGUUAAUUAAAAAUGUCCACGCCUACCAUCAAGCAAACAAAUCCUAAUGCUGCAAGGUCAGACAGUUUUCACGAAGUGAAACCGGCUGAUGAAUCAGGCUAAUUUUACUCAAAACAAUGAAUGAAUAUGUCAAAUGUGCUGCAUAAAUGAAUUUUCUUCCUCUGAACAAGCAACAAAACUGAAGCACUGCAGCAAAAAUAAUUUUGUAAAAUACACCAAAAAAUACGCUUGGUGAUAUAUCGAUACAGCAGCCCACAAUAUCGAUACUGUAUCAUCACAAUAAUUAUACGAUAUAUCAAUAUUUAGAUAUUUUUGCAAGUAAUAAGUAAUAACAUCUCUAUGGAAACAUGCAUCUCUUUUAACAAAAAAACUGUCUGGGCAGCGAUUUGACAUUAAUUAAGGCUAACGUCACAGCUAAAUCGUGACAAUAACAGAAUUAAUUUUUAUCUUGUUUAUUGCCAUUUUUAUCGACUAUAGGCUUACUCCAGGUAAAUUGUCUUACGCUCUCUAGUGACAGUAUAUUUGUACUAUGGCUUUUAAAUGAGUACUGACAAAACACAAUCAGCAUUUUCAGGUAAAGGAUGUGUGCGUACUUUAAAGCUCUUAUUAUUGCCAUGAUGAUCAAUGCCAGUGAGUAGCCACAAGAGGGCUACAGAGAUCGCCUCCUUUGUAAAGUGUAUUGCACAGUAUGUAGCUGGGGUGUUUUAUACAGGCUUACAGGAGUUAAUUUAAUGCCUGUUAAAUGUGUGUUUUGUUUUGUUUUUUUCAAACUAAGACAAGUUAAUUACCACUUAUGCAGAGAAGGUGACAAGCAUUUUGCCAAAUUGCAGAAACUACUGCAACGUUUAACACUGGAAAAGUAAAUAAACUGCUUUUACCGCAUUUAUCACUGUUUUUAAUGGCAGCUCUUUUUAAGCAUUUAAUUGUAGCAUGGUUAAAUUGUACACUACAUUCAAAUGGACUGAAAUAAGCCACUGCAAAACGCCUGCGUCUCCUCUUAACACUGACAGUAUUGUUCGCUAUUCAACACAUUUGUCACAUCUUGAGUGCUACAUAUUCUUUAUUUGUGGUAUUAUUGCUAAGUAUUUGCAAAUUUGUUCUGUUUAAAAUGUUUUAAUAUUUAUUGUGUCAUGUUUUGUGUUGACUGAAGUGUCUCCAAGCAGGAAACUGUAGCACAAAUGUUUGGGGUAAAAUAUUUAGUUUUUGCUAUAAUGUGCGCAAGACAUUUUGAAAUAUAUUGGUUAUCAGUGGCUCUUGGUUGUAAAUCAUUUUAUCAUUUUU
Molecule: messenger RNA, 3623 nt
Organism: Boleophthalmus pectinirostris (great blue-spotted mudskipper)
Lineage: Eukaryota; Metazoa; Chordata; Actinopteri; Gobiiformes; Gobiidae
Gene: b4gat1
Product: beta-1,4-glucuronyltransferase 1
Molecular function (GO): glucuronosyltransferase activity
Source: RefSeq, a predicted model, not a curated record